Messenger RNA from Cyphellophora europaea CBS 101466, 873 nucleotides. RefSeq lists its product as uncharacterized. Bases 1 to 873 code for a protein of 290 amino acids. The transcript has 2 exons. The record is from RefSeq and is a predicted model, not a curated record. Lineage: Eukaryota; Fungi; Ascomycota; Eurotiomycetes; Chaetothyriales; Cyphellophoraceae.
AUGGACGGCUAUACGAGGCUAGCUGCCCUGAUGGCAACCCAGAAAGAGUACUCAAUCUUUCGUCGUUUUCAAAGUAUUCGGACGCUGCGCCUGCUGUACCUGUCCGCGGAGAUCUCUCACCUGAGCGAUGAGUUGAGUGUGGUUGUUGAAGCAGAUCGCGAAUCAGACGACCCCGAGAAGCAAAUGUAUGAGACUUACUAUGCCCAGCAGAUGAAGUCGCGAAGCAACACGCAAGCCCAUCUCUGGCAUGAGCUCGACGCAAAGCUCAGGGACUACGGUGACCUGCUCCUGCAGCACCACCGCCUUACCGCCCUCCCGAGAGCCACUCCGCGCCAGCAUCGCAAGCUGACAGAAUGGCUACACGAUAAGCGCGGUGGCCACGGCUUCUUGCGAGGUGUCGAAGCCGCCGUCUGGGACGACGAAUGGGCUGCCGACCUCUCCUCGCUGCAGCCGCCGGCCGCUGACCUGCUCACGCGCCUAAUCGAUAAAAUAGCGAUUCCUCUUUAUCACCGCACCGUCGGCCACCGCCGACAGCAGCACGUCUACAUCAGUAAUCCGUAUACCGGUCAAGAGCGCAUGCAAAUGCCACUCCAUUCGUAUUCGGACACACGCAUCGCGCGCUUCGCCGAAACGGUAAGCAGUAUGCUGGCGAGCCUGAUGCCGGCGCUGGGCACCCUGGGACUGUCCUUUGUCCCGGGUGAGCGGGCGCGUCUGGGACUCGUCGUAGGUCUGACGUGCCUGUUCAGCCUGGCACUCAUUCUCGUGACCAAUGCACGACGCAUUGAUAUGUUCGUGGCGACGAGCGCGUUCGCAGCCGUGCUGGGGGUGUUUGUGGGCAAUGACUGCAGUGGGAGUUCAUGUGGGAGCAGUUGA